Messenger RNA from Colletotrichum godetiae, 3075 nucleotides. RefSeq lists its product as uncharacterized. Lineage: Eukaryota; Fungi; Ascomycota; Sordariomycetes; Glomerellales; Glomerellaceae. The transcript has 5 exons. The record is from RefSeq and is a predicted model, not a curated record. Bases 1 to 3075 code for a protein of 1024 amino acids.
AUGCCCACGGCACGAGUGUUGACAUUUGGCUAUAACUCCAAAACCUACUUCAGUCGAUCUGAAUCGGAAGUCCCAGACUUUGCCUCAGAAUUGCUCUGGGCAUUGAAAGCUCACCGGACAAGCGAAGAAGAAAAACAGCGCCGCAUAGUCUUCAUUUGCCAUAGUCUUGGGGGUCUAGUUUUCAAACAGGCCGUAAUCAUGGCCCAUGAGCUAGAUCGCCACUACUCCUGUAUCUUGGAUCAUAUUCACGGUGUGGUUUUCUUCGGCACCCCGCAUCGCGGCUCGAGCCUAGCUACGUGGGACGAACUCGGUACUCUCAUUGUCAAAGCUAGUACACUUGGAUACGCGACCAACAGCAAACUUUCGAGCAAUUUGAAGGUUGAUUCGAAGUUUCUGAGGCGCAUAUCAGAGUCAUUCGCAGCUCGCGGGGAAGACUUCGAAGUUAGAAGCUUCUAUGAGAAUGUGAAAAUGAAUGGCUUGAAUUGCAAGGUUGUCGAGAAGGAAUCGGCCACUUUGAAUUGGCCUAAAGAGCUGCCCAUUUCCUCGAACGCCAAUCACUCUGACAUCUGCAAGUUUCCGUCACCAGAGGACUCGAGAUACAAGGCUGCUUCUCUAGCUAUUCGCGAGGCGGUCGGGGAGCUACCAUCGGGCACCGAUGUUCCACUUGAUCCGCUAGCGAUGGCAUGCCUGAGAGACUUCAACGCAGACUACGAACAUCAUCUUGGCCAAAUCGAUGAUCCAGUGCCCAAGACUUGCGAGUGGAUUACGUCACAUAAGAAAUGGAAUCUAUGGGACUCUGUGCCAGGCCCAGCUCUUCUCUGGAUCACAGCUGAUGCUGGUUGCGGAAAGUCAGUGGUGGCAAAGUAUCUCGUCGACUUUUUCCAAAAGCGAGACGUUAGGGCACACCUUGAUACCCAUGUCUGCUAUUUCUUCUUCAAGGAAGGACUAGAACAUCAGGACAACGCACCAUCAGCUGUAUCAGCGAUCCUUCAUCAGCUAUUCUCCAGACAACGUCGGCUGAUGCACCACGCCAUGGCCAAGUACUCUAGCAUGCCAAAGAUUAGUUUCAAUCGUUUUUCUACACUUUGGUCUAUUCUACUAGCGACGAUGAAAGAUUCCAACACUAAGAACGUAAUAUGGAUAUUGGAUGGUCUAGAUGAGUGCGAAGAGAAGUCAUUGGACGAGCUCAUCAAAGCUCUGGCGGACUUCGUCCAGUCGCGCAAGUUGGCGCCCGUCAAGGGAAGGCCGGCCUGCAAGAUCGUCAUCCUUAGCCGACCCCUCAACUCUAUCGAACGGGUGUUUGGACUUCGGUCAGGAAACGCUAGCCAAGAGACUGGCUUACAGUACAGCUCGCAGUGUGGCAGUUUCAGGCUCAGUGCCGAGGAAGAGAGCGGCUCCAUUGCGAAGGAUAUUGCUCAAUUCGUCAGAUCAAAAAUUUCAGAUCUUGGUCAGCAGUCAGGACUAUCCCCUGACAUUCUCCGUCGACUUGAACAGCGACUUAUCAGCAAUGCCGAUUACACUUUUCUUUGGGUGUCUUUGGUGAUGAACAUCGUAGAAGGAGCGGAGGUUGACGGAAUUUCAAUGGAUCAGAUCGAAGCCAUCUUGGCCACUACCAAGCCCGAAGACGUUUACGAGAAACUCUUGUCUGGUCGAGUGUUACCAUUAAAAACCAGAAAGGUUUUAUUGCUUAUCCUUGCCGCCGUUCGUCCGUUGACAUUGGACGAGUUAUGCGGAGCUGUGGAAGUUAAUCAAGACUACCACCAACAACAAGAUACCAAAGAGUCGGAAAGAGUCAUGGCCCAUUUAGGAUCGAUAUCUGUGAAUGAGCUCGGUCAACGAAAGCAAGUUCCAGAGCUCAAGGAUACCCAAGAAAAUCAAACGAAACGAAGAGUUAUUACCAAGUCCGGAAGAAUAAUGGCUCCGACACACUUGACGCAGAUGUUGGAGAGCAACGAAAGGAGACGCAUGAGGGCCGUUAACCUCCGGCAUGAGGCACGUCAUGAUAAAACCAGUCGACAGCCAGAAGUGCAGACAAAAACAGUUUCAAAUCUGCAAGAGCUGCAGAAUUUCAUGUAUAAGCCGUUCAUAAAUCAUCUACGUCAAAUAUGUGGCCAUUUCGUCAGGGUUCGCAAUCAAAAAAUCUAUCUAAUCCAUCAGACAGCCCGUCAAUUUCUUCUGCAUCAACACAGAGAACUCGGUUUCGGAGCGAUUUCUCAAAGCAAAAAGUACUCUUUACCCACAGAUCGAGACAGGCAAGAAUCAGGAAGCUCGACACUUGUUUCGCAGUGGCAACAUUCAAUCAGUCUGGCGGAUGCUAACCUAUACAUGCUCCAAAUCUGUGCCGAUUACAUCGACCUGUUCCGGUCAACAGAGCCAUUCAACAAGACUGCCUUGCACCACCAGGAAGCAAGUCUUUACCUCAAAGAGUGUCGCAAGGAUAUUCCUCGCGCAUUCCUCAAAUACGUUUCACGUCAUUGGUUAGAUCAUUAUCGACCUAUACGGCAGGAUCUGAAGCUCUCUUAUGAUUACCUACUUCAACCAAAUACUCCACAGUUCAAUGCAUGGAUUAUUUCUCAUGGUUCGUGGAUGCCGGAAGAACAGCGGAGAGUUCUAGAAGUAGGAGGUGUUUCCAUAAUUGAGAAGGGAAAGGGGGUGGAGGAGCUUAGCACGCCUUCAGGCCUCCCCUACAAGGCGUGUCAAGGCACAGUCAAAACGCGUCAGGCUGACGCCAACCUCGGCCCUUCGGAGAAGAAAGAGCGAGAACUUCAAGCGGCUCUACAGCAUUUCAAUCUGAUAGGCAGAGAGAUUAGCCUAUGGGAAGCAGAGUAUCUUCAUGGGAAGCGAUACUGGAAAGGAAAGGAUUACGUUGAAUCAGGCGAUAUCAGCACAGAACCCUCCGACGAAGAUGAAGGAGUUGACAAGGACUCAGACGAGUCGAAGGCACCGAUUCCCGAUCGUAUGCAAAAUUACCGCCAGCAACAGAGCAAGCGUGUUAUUGAAAUCAUCACGGAGGGCCGGGAACCAAUGUCAGCGUCUAUGGCGAAUCCAACUUCGUCUCGUUCCUGGCUUGCGUGA